Messenger RNA from Meyerozyma guilliermondii ATCC 6260, 1002 nucleotides. It is a transcript of the gene RAD51, whose product is annotated as recombinase. Bases 1 to 1002 code for a protein of 333 amino acids. Gene Ontology annotation, molecular function: DNA strand exchange activity; ATP hydrolysis activity; single-stranded DNA binding. The record is from RefSeq and is a predicted model, not a curated record. Lineage: Eukaryota; Fungi; Ascomycota; Pichiomycetes; Serinales; Debaryomycetaceae. Gene Ontology annotation, cellular component: condensed nuclear chromosome. The transcript has a single exon. Gene Ontology annotation, biological process: DNA recombinase assembly; mitotic recombination-dependent replication fork processing; DNA strand invasion.
AUGACACAAGAAGCAGAUAAUGACAGCGGCCCGUUGUCCAUCGACCAGCUAGAAGGCAACGGGAUCACCAUGAGCGACAUAAACAAGCUCAAAAGCGAGGGUUUCCAUACCAUAGAAAGUAUUGCGUAUACUCCAAAAAAGGCGUUGCUUCAAGUGAAAGGAAUCAGUGAAACAAAAGCCGACCGGAUUUCGGCUGAGGCGGCCAAAGUGGUGCCUUUAGGGUUCACCACCGCGUCAGAAUUCCACUCGCGACGGUCGGAGUUGAUUUGUGUGACCACGGGAUCAAAACAAUUGGAUACGCUUCUUGGAGGUGGAAUUGAAACCGGAUCAAUCACCGAGGUUUUCGGUGAGUUUCGUACGGGAAAGUCCCAGUUGUGCCACACGCUCGCGGUGACGUGUCAGCUUCCUAUUGAUAUGGGUGGAGGUGAAGGAAAAUGUUUGUAUAUUGAUACCGAAGGAACGUUUCGGCCGGUGCGGUUGGUGCUGAUUGCUCAGCGGUACGGCUUGAAUCCGGACGAUUGCUUGGAUAACGUGGCUUACGCGCGGGCGUACAACGCCGAACACCAGUUCCAGCUCUUAAAUAUGGCGGCGCAAAUGAUGGCAGAAAGUCGGUUUUCGCUUUUAAUUGUCGACUCCAUCAUGUCAUUGUAUCGAACCGAUUACAGCGGCCGUGGAGAACUUUCGGCACGUCAGGCUCACGUUGCCAAGUAUAUGCGUACGCUCCAGCGUCUUGCUGACGAGUUUGGCAUUGCCGUCGUGAUUACUAACCAGGUGGUGGCCCAGGUGGAUGGCGGUGCAUCGAUGUUCAAUCCCGACCCCAAAAAGCCCAUUGGAGGUAACAUCAUUGCUCACAGCUCCACCACUCGGUUAUCGUUCCGCAAGGGCCGUGCCGAGCAGCGGGUGUGUAAGGUUUAUGAUAGUCCAUGUUUGCCCGAAAGUGAGUGUGUAUUUGCCAUUUACGAGGAUGGCAUUGGCGACCCGCGCGAGGACGAGGAAACGUAG